Messenger RNA from Plasmodium adleri (nom. inval.), 750 nucleotides. RefSeq names its product Plasmodium exported protein, unknown function. The transcript is spliced from 2 exons. The record is from RefSeq and is a predicted model, not a curated record. Bases 1 to 750 code for a protein of 249 amino acids. NCBI's taxonomy places the organism in Eukaryota, Apicomplexa, Aconoidasida, Haemosporida, Plasmodiidae.
AUGUUAUUCCUUUCUUUUAAGUUAUUUAUAUUUAUUAUAGUAUUAAAUAUAAUUUUGGUUUUCAAUAAGAAUAAUAAUGUUAUAAAUAUAUUCGAAAAUAAUUUUAAUAAUAAUAAUAAUAAACAACUUCAUAUAAGGAUUAAUAAAUCUUUAGCAGAAUAUAUUAAAGAUGAAAACAAAACUUAUGAGUCAAACGAAUUUGAUUUGUUAUAUGAAGAAUUGGUAAAAGAAAAAUUAAAAAAUUAUAAAAGAUUAAUGGAUCUUAGAAAGAAGGAUAAGAAUUAUGAAAAAAAAAGACGAAGAGAUAAAAAGUGGCAAGAUAAAGUUGUGAAGAGAAAAAUGAAACAGUAUUAUGUAUUAAGAGAUAUAUUAAAUUAUGAAAAUAAUAAAUAUGCUAUGAGAAAAACAUCGAUAAUUUCGAAUAAUGAUAGUAAAAAUAUUAAGGCAAAAUUAUACGAAAAUAUAUUUAAAGGUAAUAGUUUCUGGAAACGUCUUGGGAUUUUUUUAAAAUUGCUAGGUAUAUGGGCAGCACAAUAUAAUAUUUUUGUUAUUAUUAGUUCUUUAGUUUAUCUUUUGGCAUAUAUUGCCCCUGAUAGUUUUUUAUCUACCUUUUUGAUAGUUUUUUCUGGUAUUUAUGGAGGUUUAAUAUUUUUAAUAAUUAUUACAGUUGUAGUAGUUCUAUUACUUGUUGUUUGGUUGUGGCCAAAGGAUGAUAAAAAUAUAAUAAAUAAAAAACUGGAGCAUAAUUAA